AGAGUGGCUCGUUAUAACAAAGAGAACAGAAUUUAUAACAUCAUAAAAACUAUGUUUUUAUGUGGCAUGGCACAUGAAGAGGUAUUAGAAGUGAUAAGAGUCACUCUGCGAUCGCCUGAUGAGCCGACAUAUAUACAGGGAGAUGGAGCGCUUGUAGCUAUACGAAACUUCGGAUAUCCCGUCGGGGAAAUGGUGGAGUUUGAUAGACGAGGACAUCUCAUAACGUGGUUAACGACUACGGUCAAGGUGGUGUAUACAGUUGACGAGCAUGGUGAUUAUGAAGUCAUCACAUCAUUUCCACUAAUAAGAAGGAGGGCGAGGGAGGUGAGAAUAAUCUUUCCUAAUAGCAAAAUAUGGCCUUUUAGUAUGAUAGUGUCAUGAUUUUAAUUUACUUGUUUACGUAUUUUGCUAUAAAUCUCAUUGACAUUCAUUAUUUCCAAAUAUUGUCAACUGCAUGAGGCAAUACUUUGAACAAUUACUGGAUUAGGUUUUUGUGAUAUCUACAAUAAUCAAGGUCGAAGUAAAUGUCAAAGCCUCUCUGAGGAAAUCAAUUGCCCCGACCACGAUUAUUCUGGACAUCAUGACCAAAUCUAAUACAUAGUUGUUUAAUUAUACAUUGUUUCGAACAAAAUAACACACUGUCGCAGCCAACACAGAUGAUUGCUCUUGGAAAUCAUGCAUUGCGCGCGCUACCUGCAGAUUAGUCAAUUAUCUGCUAUCCGAAGGUUGCGCUGAUUUGAAAAAUUAAGAGUAACCUAUCAGCCAAUGAGAAGACAGAUACUGAGUACAAAUUUUUAUUAGUAGUGAUGAGAUAUGUAAGCAUGAGUCAUUAAUGCUGAAUAUGCCAUGGCUAUGGAAAGGAAGACUAUUGUAAAAGCCUUAGGUUAUAUAGACUAGAGGCUUCCAAAAGUUACAGAGUACCCUGUGAGCUCUGAGUACUAAAUAUAUAAACGAGUUAUUUGGUUUAAAAAAGGAUAAAGGAAGGAAAAAAAAAAAGUAGUAUAAAAACGAAACAAAUUAAAACCGGGGAAACUAGAAGAAAAACGAGAUUAUUUUAUUUAUUUUAGAUGUGCCUCAUAUAAUCCGUGUAUGUUAUCAUUAUAUCAUAAUUACACAACUACCUUCUUCACAGGGCCAUAUGAACGUUACCUGACUAAAAGGACAACUACUAAUGAGAUGUUCUUUUUUUACCGUAGGCUAUGGCAUCUUAUUGGAACCACUGA
Molecule: messenger RNA, 1223 nt
Organism: Porites evermanni
Lineage: Eukaryota; Metazoa; Cnidaria; Anthozoa; Scleractinia; Poritidae
Source: the annotation of a GenBank genome assembly